Lagenorhynchus albirostris (white-beaked dolphin) is the source of this 7538-nucleotide messenger RNA. RefSeq names its product kinesin family member 26B (gene KIF26B). NCBI's taxonomy places the organism in Eukaryota, Metazoa, Chordata, Mammalia, Artiodactyla, Delphinidae. The record is from RefSeq and is a predicted model, not a curated record. The coding region runs from base 560 to 6901 and encodes 2113 amino acids. Gene Ontology annotation, molecular function: microtubule motor activity; microtubule binding; ATP binding. The transcript is spliced from 15 exons. Gene Ontology annotation, biological process: microtubule-based movement.
GCCCUCGCGCAACUGUCAGGCAAAGCGGGCCGGCGGAUAUUGGCUCCCCAACACGCCGAGGCUCCUCCCCGAUCUGGAUCUUUAUAUUUUGGGAGAAUUUCUUUGAACUCAGUUACCAAGCUCCGCGAAGGAGACAAGUUCCCAGAGCCGGCUCGCCGGCGGAGGCGAGGCGGGGGGCCCGCCCACCUUGUCUGCAGCUGCCGUGUGCCCCGAUUGUACUCGUCUUUUCCCUCGUGGAGGAAAAGGACUCGCUAGGCUGAGGAGAAUGCCAAUUAUCUGGAUGUGACCGUGAAAAGAGAACGUGUGGUUGGAGAAGGCAGAAGAGGAGGAAACGCAUUAUUUGAAGAGAAGAAUAAACCAGGCAUUGAAACCCUUCUGCAAAUUAGUGCUGUUACUUCUGAGGUCCAUCUGCUUUUAUCCCCCCGCCCCCUUCAGUUAAGAAACCUUGACUUGAGGGCCAAGAGACAGCCCCCUACAACUGGACACCCUUCUGGGUUGGAAGACCUUUUGGAUGUAGCGUUGGUGGAACAUUUAGACACUCUCCUCUGGAAAAGCCACCAUGAAUUCGGUAGCUGGGAAUAAAGAGAGGCUUGCAGUCUCCACCAGGGGCAAGAAAUACGGGGUGAAUGAAGUCUGCUCGCCCACCAAGCCCGCGGCGCCCUUCUCCCCGGAAAGCUGGUACCGGAAAGCAUACGAAGAGUCGCGCGCCGGGAGCCGCCCCACUCCCGAGGGCGCGGGCUCGGCGCUCGGCUCGUCGGGGACGCCGUCCCCCGGCUCGGGCACCUCGUCCCCGAGCUCCUUCACGGGCUCCCCGGGCCCCGCCUCCCCGGGCAUUGGCACCAGCUCGCCUGGCUCCCUGGGCGGCUCGCCAGGUUUCGGCACGGGCUCCCCGGGCUCGGGCAGCGGCGGCGGCUCCUCCCCCGGAUCGGACCGCGGCGUCUGGUGCGAGAAUUGCAACGCCCGCCUGGUGGAGCUGAAGAGGCAGGCUCUGAAGCUGCUCCUCCCGGGGCCCUUUCCCGGCAAGGACGCUGCUUUCUCGGCUGUGAUUCACGACAAGCUCCAGGUCCCCAACACCAUCCGGAAGGCGUGGAAUGACAGGGACAACCGCUGUGACAUUUGUGCCACACACCUGAACCAGCUGAAGCAGGAGGCCAUUCAGAUGGUGCUGACCCUGGAACAGGCGGCUGGCAGUGAGCACUUCGAUGGCUCACCUGGCUCGCCCCCAGCCCUCUCCAACAUCCCCACUCCGGUGGGGUCCCGGCACGUGGGGGGGCUCCAGCAGCCCAGGGAUUGGGCCUUUGUGCCCACCUCCUAUGCCUCCUCCAACUACACAGCCCUCAUCACCAGUAAGCAUAGCAGCAAACCCAGCAGCCUCGGGGUCAGCAAUGGGGUGGAGAAGAAGAGUGGGUCUCCAACCCACCAGGCCAAGGUCAGCCUCCAGAUGGCCACCAGCCCCAGCAAUGGGAAUAUCCUCAACUCAGUGGCCAUCCAGGCUCACCAAUACCUGGAUGGCACCUGGUCCCUGUCGAGAGCCAACGGGGUCACCCUCUACCCCUACCAGAUCUCCCAGCUGAUGACAGAGCCUGGCCGGGAGGGCCUGACAGAGGCGGCGCUGAAUCGCUACAAUGCAGACAAGCCUUCGGCCUGCAGCGUCCCGGCCUCGCAAGCCUCCUGCGUGGCCAGCGAGACCUCCGCGGGCACCUCGGUGGCCGCGUCCUUCUUCGCCAGAGCUGCCCAGAAGUUAAAUCUAUCUUCUAAAAAGAAGAAACAUCGGCCUUCCACUUCUUCUGUCGCCGAGCCACCUCUCUUUGCCACCAGCUUCAGUGGGAUUCUGCAGACUUCCCCACCCCCGGCCCCACCCUGCCUGCUGAGGGCCGUCAACAAGGUGAAGGACACCCCAGGCCUGGGCAAGGUGAAAGUCAUGCUUCGCAUUUGUUCCACCUUGUCUCGCGAUACCUCGGAAUCCAGCUCUUUCUUAAAGGUGGACCCACGAAAGAAGCAGAUCACCUUGUAUGACCCCCUGACAUGUGGAGGUCUAAAUGCCUUCCAAAAGAGAGGGAACCAAGUUCCUCCUAAGAUGUUUGCCUUUGAUGCGGUUUUUCCACAAGAUGCUUCUCAGGCGGAAGUGUGUGCUGGAACCGUGGCAGAGGUGAUCCAGUCUGUGGUCAACGGGGCAGAUGGCUGUGUGUUCUGUUUCGGCCACGCCAAGCUGGGAAAAUCCUACACCAUGAUCGGAAAAGACGAUUCCAUGCAGAACCUUGGCAUCAUCCCCUGUGCCAUCUCUUGGCUCUUCAAGCUGAUAAAUGAACGGAAAGAAAAGACCGGAGCCCGUUUCUCAGUGCGGAUCUCAGCCGUGGAGGUGUGGGGCAAAGAAGAGAACCUUCGGGACCUGCUGUCGGAGGUGGCCACGGGCAGCCUGCAGGACGGCCAGUCUCCGGGCGUGUACCUGUGCGAGGACCCCAUCUGUGGCACGCAGCUGCAGAACCAGAGUGAGCUGCGGGCGCCCACUGCGGAGAAGGCCGCCUUCUUCCUGGAUGCUGCCAUAACCUCCCGGCGGGGCAGCCAGCAGGACUGCAACGAGGACGACCUCCGCAACUCCCACAUGCUCUUCACGCUGCACAUCUACCAGUACCGCAUGGAGAAGAGCGGCAAGGGGGGAAUGUCUGGAGGCCGCAGCCGCCUGCACCUCAUUGACCUUGGCAGCUGUGUGAAAGCUCUUAGCAAAAAUCGAGAAGGAGGCUCAGGACUGUGCCUCUCACUGUCUGCUCUGGGCAAUGUCAUCCUGGCUCUCGUCAAUGGCAGCAAACACAUCCCAUACAAAGAAAGCAAGCUCACCAUGCUGCUGCGGGAGUCCCUGGGGAACGUGAACUGCCGCACGACCAUGAUCGCUCACAUCUCGGCCGCCGCCGGGAACUAUGCCGAAACCCUGUCCACCAUCCAGAUUGCCUCGAGAGUGUUGAGGAUGAAGAAAAAGAAAACGAAGUACACGUCGAGCUCCUCCGGGGGAGAGAGCUCCUGUGAGGAAGGCAGAAUGCGCAGGCCCACCCAGCUGAGACCCUUCCACGCCAGGGCCGCCGUGGAGCCGGACUUCCCAAUCCCUCACCUGUCUAGCGACCCCGACUACUCCUCCAGCAGCGAGCAGUCCUGCGACACGGUCAUCUACAUUGGGCCAAACGGCACGGCCCUCUCUGACAAGGAGCUCACCGACAACGAGGGGCCUCCAGAUUUUGUCCCUAUCGUGCCGGCCCUGCAGAAGGCGGCCAGGGGUGACAGCCGGUCCACAGAGGCCGGAGAGGCCGCGGCCAGCAAAUCGGAAAGGGACUGCUUGAAGUGCAACACGUUCGCCGAGCUGCAGGAGAGGCUAGAUUGCAUUGACGGCAGUGAGGAGUCCAGCACGUUCCCUUUCGAAGAGCUGCCGGCCCAGUUUGGGGCACAGCAAGGAAGCCAGAGUGUCCCGCUAAGCCAGGCAGCUGGGGCAAGCCCGCUCUGUGAGUCUGAUAAGGAAGAUGAUGGGUCAGAUAGCCCGCUGACAGCCAGAGAAGGCAGUGAGCCCCCGGGCUCCAAGGUGCAGGGGAAUCACUCCCCUGUCCCUGCUGCGUGGCUCACCAACGGCCCCACCCCUGCCUCACCCAGAAGCAUCCCGGGCAGCGGCAGCCAGCACAGUUCUUCCCAGCUUGUGCAGAGCCCCAGCCUCCAGAGCAGCCGGGAAAGCCUGAACUCCUGUGGCUUUGUAGAAGGCAAGCCCAGGCCUAUGGGCUCCCCCAGGCUGGGCAUCGCCAGCCUGUCCAAGACCUCAGAGUACAAGCCGGCCAGCUCUCCUUCCCAGAGGUGCAAAGUCUACACCCAGAAGGGUGUCCUGCCUUCUCCUGCCCCCCUGCCCACCUUCAGCAAGGAUGCGGGCGUGGUAUCUAGUGAGUCCCUGCUGCAGCCCGAGGUACGUACCCCCCCAGUCGGAAUGAGCCCCCAGGUUUUGAAGAAAUCCAUGUCUACUGGGAGUGAAGGGUUCCCAGAAUCCCCUGUGGAUGCCGAACAUCAGGCAGCCACUUCUGCAGAUGCCAAGAAGGAGAUACGCAGCACCACGAUGGUGACAGUGCAGCAGCCCCUGGAGCUGAAUGGUGAGGACGAGCUGGUGUUCACGCUGGUGGAGGAGCUGACCAUCAGCGGGGUCCUGGGCGGCGGCCGCCCCACCAGCAUCAUCAGCUUCAACAGCGACUGCUCGGUGCAGGCCUUGGCCUCGGGCUCCAGGCCCGUCAGCAUCAUCGGCAGCGUCAGCGAGGACCUCGAGUGCUACUCAAACGUGGCUCCUGUCUCCGAGGUCAGCAUCACGCAGUUCUUGCCCUUCCCGAAACUGAACCUGGAUGAGCAGGCCCGGGAGACAGGGAGCAGGCGUUCCUCCAUCAGCUCCUGGCUGAGCGAGAUGAGCACAGGCAGUGACGGCGAGCCGCCCUGCCACAGUUUCAUAGCCCAGACGUGUUUCGGGCAUGGGGAAGCAAUGGCAGACCCUCCGGCCUCGGAGUUCGUCAGCGGCACGCAGAACACCGCUGUGGUGUGCCGAGAGAAGCCCAAGGAGGGCCCCGACAGUUUGCUCCUCUUGUCGGAAAUGGGGGACGACUCCUUCAACAAAGCAACCCCCGUCAAAGGCUGCAAGAUAUCCACGCUGGGCAAAGCCAUGGUCACCAUCUCGAAUACGGCCAGCCUGGGCAACUGCGAAGGGUACAUCCCCAUGAAGACCAACAUUACGGUUUACCCCUGCAUCGCCGUGAGCUCCCGGAACGUCCAAGAGCCCGAGGCGUCCCUUGCCACCGUCAGCUCAGUCCCCAAAGCAGCCCGGUCUCAGGAGAGCAAGGAAAGUGGUGCAAAGAAAGAGAUGAAAUUUGAGGACCCCUGGCUGAAACGAGAAGAGGAGGUAAAGAAAGAGAAUGCCUAUCCCCACGAAGCAGGGAUGAGGCACGAGACUGCCCCAGGCCCCCCAAAGCCUGAGGCCAGAGCGGAACAGGACAGGAAGGCCAGCCCCAGCGACGGGCUCAGCAGCAGCAGCGGUGAGGUAUCUGCCUCCCCUGUGGCCGACAACUUCAGGAGGGUUGUGGACGGCUGUGAGACGGCCCUGCCCAGUGUGGCUGCCCAGAGCCCUGUGCAUCUCAACAAAAGCCUGAAGUCGAGCAGCCUUCCCAGGGCUUUUCAGAAAGCCAGCCGGCAGGAGGAACCGGACAGCCUCUUCUCUCACUGCCCUGCCGAGACCAACGGCAUCGGCCCGGCUUCCAGCACCCAGGCGUCCAAGGCCACCCUGGAGAGGAAGGUGGCGUCACCCAAGCACUGUGUCCUGGCUCGGCCCAAAGGCACUCCCCCGCUGCCCCCUGUCCGAAAGUCCAGCUUGGACCAGAAGAACCGGGCCAGCCCCCAGCACAGCGCCUGCAGCAGCAACUCCAGCAGCCCCUUGAACCAACCGGCGCCCUUCUCCGCCAGCUUCCUAGACGAGCCUAGCGGCAAGACGAAGGAUGCCGGCAGCUGCAGCAGCAAGCUCUUCGGUGUCAAACUGGAGCAGCUGGCCAGCAGGACCAACUCUCUCGGCAGGACAACAGUCAGCCACUACGAAUGCCUCUCGCUGGAGAGGGCCGAGAGCCUGUCCUCCGUGAGCUCCAGGCUGCACGCGGGGAAGGACAGCACCAUGCCCCGCACGGGGAGGAGCCCGGGCCGCAGCGCCGGGGCCUCGCCCACCAACCCGGGCCCCGCGCAGUCGGCCGGGGCCUCGCCCAAGGCCAGCCAGUCCAAGAUCUCCGCCGUGAGCAAGCUGCUCCUGGCCAGCCCCAAGGCCCGCAGCCUGUCCACCUCCACCACCAAGACCCUGAGCUUCUCCACCAAGUCCCUGCCGCAGGCGGUGGGUCAGAGCUCCGGCCCGCCCCCCGGCGGGAAGCACAUGUCCUGGUCCACCCAAUCGCUGAGCCGGAGCCGGGGCUCGGGCCUGGCGUCCAAGCUGCCGCUGCGGGCGGUGAACGGGCGCAUCUCGGAGCUGCUGCAGGGCGGCGCGGGGCCCCGGGGGCCGCCGGGGCGCGCGGGGCCCGAGGCGGAGGAGCGCGCGGCCACCGCCGACGAGCGCCCGCCACCCGCCGUCCCGCUGCCCUCGCCCUACAGCAAGAUCACGCCGCCGCGCAGGCCCCACCGCUGCAGCAGUGGCCACGGCAGCGACAACAGCAGCGUGCUGAGUGGGGAGCUGCCGCCUGCCAUGGGCAAGACGGCGCUCUUCUACCACAGCGGCGGCAGCAGCGGCUACGAGAGCAUGAUGCGCGACAGCGAGGCCACCGGCAGCGCGUCGUCCGCCCAGGACUCCAUGAGCGAGAACAGCAGCUCCGUGGGCGGGCGCUGCCGCAGCCUCAAAGCCCCGAAGAAGCGCGCCAACUCAGGUUCCCAGAGACGGAGGCUCAUCCCGGCGCUGUCCCUUGACACCCCCUCCCCUGUGAGGAAACCGGCCAACAGCGCAGGGGUCCGUUGGGUGGACGGCCCCUUGCGCAGCACCCAGAGGGGCCUCGGGGAACCUUUUGAGAUUAAAGUCUAUGAAAUCGAUGACGUGGAGCGGCUGCAGCGGCGACGAGGGGGCAGCAGCAAGGAGGUCAUGUGCUUCAAUGCAAAGCUGAAAAUCCUGGAGCAUCGCCAGCAGAGAAUUGCCGAGGUCCGAGCCAAGUACGAGUGGCUAAUGAAGGAGCUGGAGACGACGAAACAGUAUCUGAUGCUGGAUCCCAACAAGUGGCUCAGCGAAUUUGACUUGGAGCAGGUUCUGGAGCUGGAUUCCCUGGAGUACCUGGAAGCGCUGGAGUGCGUGACAGAGCGCCUGGAGAGCCGCGUCAACUUCUGCAAGGCGCACCUCAUGAUGAUCACCUGCUUCGACAUCACCUCCCGGCGCCGCUGACGGGAGCCGCCGCCCGGCCGGCCCUCGCUCCCUAUCCGCAGGCAGCCGCGCUCGGCGGGCCCUCGGUGCUGGCCGCGCUCAGUGACCACGGAAGGAGGACGAAGGUCGGUGGCAAGUCUGGAGUGAGCGUGGAGCAGAAGGUGAUUUUUCUUUUGUUUUCUGUAGGAAAGGUGCAAACACCAAACACGCAGGAGAGGAGAAAAUGGUGGGAAACCCAAGGGACGUGGAAGCCCCCGUGAGACUGAAAAAGCACUUUGAGGAACUUUAAAGAACUUGUUUGUACAUAAGAAAUGCUGGCAAAAGAGACCUCACUCUUCUCCUGGUUUGUGAGAAAAGGCGAGGGUGGACGUGGGAUUGCUGUGGAAAGUGAAAACAAAACAAGUUACUCCGAAUGACUGAUGAAGUGCCUUGCAAAUCUUUGUUAUUAUCCAAACAUUUAUGUUCAUACUUUCUUGUGUACAGAUGGUGCUAGUCAAGAUGAAAACAACAAAACGAACAAAAAAGAAAAUCAAACACAUUUUUGCAAUGUAUUUACAGCUCGUUUUCUCUUGGUGUUUUAUCCUAUUUCUGACUUGCUGUUUCUAAGUAAGUUGUGUUUGUAGAGCUAUUUCCUAAUCGGUAUGGCAUAUGAAUAAAU